Messenger RNA from Octopus bimaculoides (California two-spot octopus), 1224 nucleotides. Its product is annotated as synaptotagmin-7. Gene Ontology annotation, cellular component: plasma membrane; exocytic vesicle; axon. Lineage: Eukaryota; Metazoa; Mollusca; Cephalopoda; Octopoda; Octopodidae. Gene Ontology annotation, molecular function: calcium-dependent phospholipid binding; phosphatidylserine binding; clathrin binding. The record is from RefSeq and is a predicted model, not a curated record. Gene Ontology annotation, biological process: vesicle fusion; calcium ion-regulated exocytosis of neurotransmitter.
UGUCGGGAGACAGAUAGAGAGGAAGAAAAAAGCGAGCAAAGAGUUAGUGGGGCUCCGAGAGAGUGAGACUCGGGAAGAGAAACAGAGAGAGCAAAACACAGAGAGAGAGCGCGGGAGAAAGAAAAAGAGAGCAAUUGUGAGUGGAGCUCGGAGAAAGAAAGCAAAAGGAUAAGUGAAACUCAGAGAGAGAGAGGGAUAGAGAAAGAGAGAGUGUACCGCUGUAACAGUCGUAUUUAUUAGUAACUCUUGGUUCAGACCAUCCACAGUGUUUGGUUUAACGUGUGUAUAUAUAUUAUAUUAUAUAUACACACACACUGUAUUAUAUAUCAUAUAUGGUGGUGUUCCUAUCAAGUGUAUACUGCUAAGGAAUGGUUUCCUGGCGGCAACGGCGGAGGAGUUAACCCCCCCACAACCAUCACAGCUGACUGGCUGCAAGUUCUAUCGCGCAGCCCAGACCUUUGAAAGGGGACAAAAAAUAAGACAUGCAUCAUUGGCAACGAGCACUCCUGCUUUUGGACUUACAAAAGAAUGAAGGCCUUCCCCCGACUCGGCCACCAGCACAAAAUCAAACAGAAGAAGAUGGGAGCAUGUGGAAAGGAGUCCGAAGUUUGGCAACGAAGCUGAUUGAUGCCACCAAUGAUGAGGAACCACUGCCUGAAGUGGAAGGCGUCGAUUACAAACUCGGCAAAAUACAGUAUGCCAUUGGCUACGAUUUCCGGACACUAACUUUGACUGUAACUAUUUUCCGUGCUUGUCAAUUACCUGCCAAGGACUUCACCGGAACUAGCGACCCUUAUGUUAAAGUGUUGCUCUUACCAGACAAAAAACACAAGUUGCUCACAAAAGUACGAAAGCGUAAUUUGAACCCACACUGGAAUGAACGUUUUGUCUUUGAAGACUGGCCACACCACAAAUUACUAGAGAAGACCCUUUAUUUUCAAGUGAUCGACUACGACAGAUUCAGCCGAGAUGACCCGAUCGGAGAAAUUACCAUUCCUUUGAACGAGGUGGAUCUUACACAAAAAAAAAGCACAUGGCGGUUUCUGGAACCAUGCAAAGAGAGUAGGGGCAAGCUUGGUGAGCUGCUUCUCUCGCUUUGCUACCAACCAGCAGUGGGUCGACUCAUUAUUGAAGUGAAGAAGGCUAAAGAUCUCAAAGCUAAAGAUAUCACUGGAACCUCAGGUAAGAAACAAUAAAAAUAAUCACUAUUGGAAAGGUUACAAG